Apis laboriosa (Himalayan honeybee) is the source of this 2000-nucleotide messenger RNA. RefSeq names its product protein ST7 homolog. The record is from RefSeq and is a predicted model, not a curated record. Bases 300 to 1847 code for a protein of 515 amino acids. The transcript is spliced from 2 exons. Lineage: Eukaryota; Metazoa; Arthropoda; Insecta; Hymenoptera; Apidae. Gene Ontology annotation, molecular function: protein binding.
AGCAACUUCAGGCAAAAUAAAUGCUAAACUACAUUUAACGUUACAAUGAAAAUAUAUUUAAAUUUAGAAAAAACAUGUGUAAACGUUAAGAUUAUUUUCUUUUAAUCUUAUUAAUUAAAAUAAAAUAAAGGAAAUAAUAUUUUCUGUAAUUUGUGGUAAUAUAUGAAUAUAGUAAAAAGAAUGUAGUUAAAAAGUUAACGGUGAUACAAUGUUUAUUAAUUAAAAUUGUUCAUACAGCAGUAUUAUAAUAGUGCAAUUAGGAACAAUCCAAAAAUAAUAUAUUUGGUGUUAUAUUAUAAAUGGCCCUAUUAUUCACAAGCAUGUGGGAUUCAACAAUGUUUUUGAGCACCUUAACCCCAAAAUUUUAUGUUGCACUCACUGGAACGUCAUCCUUAAUUUCUGGAUUAAUUCUAAUUUUUGAAUGGUGGUAUUUUAGAAAAUAUGGUACAUCUUUUAUUGAACAAGUAUCUUUAAAUCAUAUUUCACCAUGGAUUGGUGGAGGUGACAGUGGAUCAGAUGGAAAUAAUUCAAGUUUAAAUGGUUCAAAUUCAAAUCAACAAAAUGUUCCAGAAUGUAAAGUUUGGCGGAAUCCAAUAAAUUUAUUUAGAGGGGCAGAAUAUCAAAGAUUUUAUUGGGCUACAAAUAAAGAGCCAUUAACAUAUUAUGAUAUGAACUUAUCUGCUCAAGAUCACCAAACAUUUUUUACCUGUGAAGGUGACACAGGUAAAGCUGAAUAUGAAAUCAUGCAAACUGCAUGGAGAGAACGUAAUCCAGUAGUUCGAAUAAAAGCUGCACAUAGUGCUCUUGAACGUAAUCCUGAUUGUGCACCUGCAUAUAUUUUACUUGCCGAAGAAGAAGCUACCACUAUUGUAGAAGCAGAAAAAAUUUUAAAACAAGCCUUAAAAGUAGCAGAAAAUAAUUAUAGAAAAUCUCAAAGUACUCAACAUCAAGGAGCCAUUGCAGAGGCAAUACAUAGAAGAGAUACAAAUGUAUUAAUAUAUGUUAAACGAAGAUUAGCUAUGUGUGCAAGAAAAUUGGGAAAAUUAAAAGAAGCAGUAAAAAUGUUUAGAGAUUUGACAAAGGAAGUUCCACCAAUUAUGAAUGUGCUAAACAUUCAUGAAAAUUUAAUUGAAGCUUUAUUAGAAAUGCAAGCAUAUGCAGAUGUUCAAGCAGUAUUAGCAAAAUAUGAUGAUAUUAGUUUACCAAAAUCUGCAACUAUUUGUUAUACAGCUGCAUUAUUAAAAGCGCGAGUAGUUGCUGAUAAAUUUUCAACAGAUAUUGCUAGCAAAAGAGGUUUAACUACUCCAGAAAUGAUUGCAGUUGAAGCUAUUCAUAGGGCAGUUGAAUUUAAUCCUCAUGUACCUAAAUAUUUAUUAGAAAUGAAACCAUUAAUUUUACCCCCAGAACAUGUAUUAAAAAGAGGAGAUUCAGAAGCAAUUGCAUAUGCAUUUUUUCAUCUUGCUCAUUGGAAGCAAAUGGAGGGUGCUCUUAAUUUAUUACAUUGUACAUGGGAAGGUACUUUUAGAAUGUUGCCUUAUCCUUUAGAACGAGGACAUUUGUUUUAUCCAUAUCCAACUUGCACAGAAUGUGCAGAUCGUGAAUUGCUACCAUCAUUUCACGAUGUUAGUGUUUACCCUAAAAAGGAGUUACCGUUUUUUAUUUUGUUUACAGCGGGUUUAUGCUCCUUUACAGCACUCUUAGCUCUCUUAACGCAUCAAUAUCCUGAUACUAUGGGUGUAGUUGCACGAUCGAUGCUUGCCUGGUUUUCUCAUCCAUUUUAUUACAUUUUAGACAAAUUAGAAGCAAUUUUACCUUCUAAUUUAUUACAACAGCUUUCUAGAAUAUAAAACAAUCUAAAAUCUCUGAUUAUUAGACUGCAAAUGUUUAUAUAAACGUAUAUCUUUAUAAGAAAUAAAUAGAAUAAUAGGAUAACAAAUAGAAUAAACAAAAAUUUGUUGUUUUAUUAGAGGAUUUAAAAAAUAUAUUUAUUUUGCAUUUUA